UUUGGGAGACCGGCAGGAGGCGCGUCUUGGCUGCCGUCUAACGGCGCCUGCGCGGACGGGAGCCCGACUGGAACAUGGCGACUUGCGCUGAAAUCCUGCGGAGCGAGUUCCCCGAAAUUGACGGACAGGUCUUCGACUACGUGACGGGCGUCUUGCACAGCGGCAGCGCGGACUUCGAGUCUGUGGAUGACCUGGUGGAAGCGGUGGGGGAACUGUUGCAGGAGGUGUCCGGGGACAGCAAGGAUGACGCGGGCAUCAGGGCUGUGUGCCAGCGCAUGUACAACACUCUGCGCCUGGAUGAGCCACCGACCCAGGGAAACAGCCAGGUGCUACUAGACACCCCCAUCCAGUUGUCAAAGAUAACAGAAAACUACGACUGUGGCACCAAACUUCCAGGACUGCUAAAGAGGGAACAGUCCUCGACAGUGAAUGCAAAGAAGCUAGAGAAGGCUGAGGCUCGACUGAAGGCAAAGCAGGAGAAGCGCUCAGAGAAGGACACACUCAAGACCAGCACUCCUCUGGUCUUGGAAGAGGCAUCAGCCAGCCAGGCAGGCAGCAGAAAGGAGAGUCGGUUGGAAUCAUCUGGCAAGAACAAAUCAUAUGAUGUGCGAAUUGAGAACUUUGAUGUGUCUUUUGGCGAUAGGGUACUACUGGCUGGAGCAGAUGUGAACCUGGCGUGGGGCCGCCGCUACGGGCUAGUGGGUCGAAAUGGGCUGGGGAAGACGACACUCCUGAAGAUGUUGGCCACUCGGAGCCUGCGAGUUCCAGCUCACAUUUCCCUGCUGCACGUGGAGCAGGAGGUGGCUGGAGAUGACACCCCUGCCCUACAGAGUGUGCUAGAGAGUGACACCGUGAGAGAGGACCUUCUGCAGAGGGAGCGGGAGCUCAGUGCCCAGAUUGCCACUGGCAGGGCUGAGGGCUCAGAAGCUGCACAGUUGGCGGAAAUAUAUGCCAAACUGGAGGAGAUUGAGGCUGACAAGGCACCUGCCAGGGCAUCAGUCAUUCUUGCUGGGCUUGGCUUUACCCCUAAAAUGCAGCAGCAGCCCACCCGGGAGUUCUCAGGUGGCUGGAGGAUGAGGCUGGCCCUGGCCCGGGCUCUGUUUGCUAGGCCAGAUCUUCUGCUGCUAGAUGAACCCACAAACAUGCUGGAUGUAAGGGCCAUCCUGUGGCUGGAGAAUUACCUGCAAACGUGGCCUUCUACAAUCCUCGUUGUCUCCCACGACCGCAACUUUCUGAAUGCCAUAGCCACAGACAUCAUCCACCUGCACAGCCAGCGACUAGAUGGCUACCGGGGAGACUUUGAGACCUUCAUCAAAAGCAAGCAGGAGCGGCUGCUCAACCAGCAGCGGGAAUAUGAGGCACAGCAGCAGUACCGCCAGCAUAUCCAGGUUUUCAUUGACCGAUUUCGCUACAAUGCCAACAGAGCCUCUCAAGUGCAGAGUAAACUUAAGAUGCUGGAGAAGCUACCAGAGCUGAAACCUGUGGACAAGGAGCUGGAGGUGGUGAUGAAGUUCCCUGAUGGAUUUGAGAAGUUCUCACCACCAGUUCUGCAACUAGAUGAGGUGGAUUUCUACUAUGAUCCUAAGCACGUCAUCUUCAGCCGUCUCUCCGUCUCUGCUGAUCUCGAGUCCCGCAUUUGUGUGGUUGGGGAGAAUGGGGCUGGGAAGUCGACCAUGCUGAAGCUGCUUAUGGGGGACCUGGCACCUGUUCGGGGCAUCAGACAUGCUCACAGGAAUCUGAAGAUCGGCUACUUCAGCCAGCACCACGUGGAGCAGCUGGACCUGAGUGUCAGUGCUGUGGAACUGCUGGCCCGCAAGUUUCCCGGGCGGCCUGAGGAGGAGUAUCGUCACCAGCUGGGCCGGUAUGGCGUCUCUGGAGAACUGGCCGUGCGCCCUGUUGCCAGCUUGUCUGGAGGCCAGAAGAGCCGGGUAGCCUUUGCUCAGAUGACCAUGCCCUGUCCCAACUUCUACAUUCUGGAUGAACCCACAAACCACCUGGAUAUGGAGACGAUUGAGGCUCUGGGCCGUGCUCUCAACAAUUUCAGGGGCGGUGUGAUUUUGGUGUCCCAUGAUGAGCGCUUCAUCCGGUUGGUGUGCCGGGAGUUGUGGGUGUGCGAAGGCGGCGGCGUCACCCGGGUCGAGGGGGGGUUUGACCAGUACCGCGCCCUUCUCCAGGAACAGUUCCGCCGUGAGGGCUUCCUCUAGGGCCACAGCCUGAGGACUGUGCCCAGGACGUGGACUGGUCUCUCAGACCCCUGGGCCACCAUGUAGGCAACCAUCUCCAGGCCACGGACUUCCCCCGACUUUGGGGACAGCCUUAUCUCCAAAUCUCCUUUUGACUGGAGCAUCCUCUGCACAACCCAGGGAGCCCCAUCUAAGUGUCUGUGAGGACUGGUCUUCAAGGGAAGGGGUGGGAGGUGCCCUCUGGCUAUAGAUCCCCCCACUGUCCUGGCUCUGACUGGGCCCCAAGUGGCUGCUGUGUAAAUUAAAUCUCCCCCUGCAUCUCCCUGGCCUCCUCUCUGCUGCUCCCUGGCAGGACUGUAGUACUUGUCCACUGUUAGGGGGUGUGGGCUCUGUGGUUUGGGGUUUUUGUAACACUUUUAUCAGUCAUGCAGAUGAAGCCAUGGCAGAACGAGUCUCUGGAAGGAGACGUCAUUAAAGCCACUGGGGCUCAGAGGUCACCUGCCUGACUUCAGGUGGGCCGAAGGGCAGCGUAGUACAUCACUGGGGUGCUGUUCCCCAUAGCCCAGGCUCAGCCUUAGCUGAAGGGGGCUUGGGCUCUGCUGCCUCAACCCCACUGCUUGUGGGAAUGAACUGAUGCUGUAAGCUGGUCUCCAACAUGGUUUGUCAACAGCUUAGUCCAGUGGUCUCUGACUUAGGCUCACCCUGCUUCUCUGAGCUAGACCCUCAGAUGGAGCUGAAGAGAAACCAAGAAACUAUCUUUGUCCCCAUUUUGCUUGGGUGGUUUCAUGUUCUUUAUGUUCCCUCGGGCCACAUAGGUAGGGGCCUGGGAAGUAGGGAAUUGAGAAUGGGGUCGAGUGGGAAGAAGCACUUUGUUUUCAAAUGAAGCAAUCUCGGAGAGGAGAUGUUUAACAGAGGUUGUAUGGCUUAUAAAAUUGUUUCUUGAGGACUCCGCUGCUAUAUGUAAUUGUUAGGAGCCACUAAAAUAGGAACCUUGCGUUCCUGAAAGAUAACGGAGAAACCAGAGUCCGCAGAAGGAACUGGCUGGCCUCAUGGCGAAUUGUAGUCACAGAGCUCAACCUAGGAUUCUUGGCCCCUGCGGCUAUCGUGGUGUGUAGGUAGCUGGGGGAAAGAACCUGUUUGGGAGGAGAGGAGAAUAAAGACAGGAAGGCUCUGUUAAGUACAGAGCAGGCGCUGAUGGACGCAGGAAGCUGGCCAAAGGGUCAUUCGUCAGCCAGCCUCCUCAUCCUCCCUCCCCCUCCCAUGUCUGUGGCCAUGCGCACCCUCAGAGUCCUGAGAGUCUUCUCACAGCCCCCACCAGACUCCCAACCUCAGGCCUGCAGGUGGGCCAGUUGGGGGCCAUCUGGGGUGGGCUCCGUGCCUGCCUGUUGGCCAGGCUCUCAGCCCUUUCACCCCUCAGUAACUUGUGAAUCCCUGUAGGAGUCUUCAACUCCUCAGUCAGUAGGAAUGCAGUGGAAGGGUUCUGUGACACAGAGUCUGCUUCUUUGGAGGUGGCUUUGUGUACAGAGAGCACAGGCGUUGGAGCUGGGCCUGAGAUCAAGUCCCAGCAACAUCACUAGUCAUAGAGGGAACCACCAGCAUUAGCUGUGUAACCACAGCAAAUCGCUGAACCUUUUUGAACACCUGCCUCCUUGGUUUUUCUUUAUAGGAUUGUUGUGAGGAUUAGCUGGCAAGCACAUAACACAUAAGCACUCAGAAAAUGAUUCUUGGGCUACCAGUCUAUGAUUUGAAGACUAUUAUUUGAGAAAAGAGGUAAAUUUUCUCUUGAAUGACUCCAGAGGUAGACCAGUUUGGGCUCAAAGAAAGGAAAACUUUUUAAAUAGCUCAGGCUGCUUUCUGAGAGUGAGUUCCCCAUCUCAGACUGUUCAGCCCUGCCAGGCUCUGGAGAAGGGUGCUCUUGUAAGAGGAGCACUAGAUAGCCUCCGGGUUGGCUUCCAAUUUUAUGAUUCCAUGAAAGAAACAUGAAGAGCUUUUAUAUAAGACAAUAUAAGCCUAUGCUGCAAUACUUCAGAAAGGUAGGACGAAUGAAUUGCAGGAGCUGAGAAAGACCCUAGAGUAAGUGUAAAGUGAACUUCUGAAAAUUAGGGAAGGGGAGUCAGCAGAAGAUGGUUGUCUUGAGGGAUGGAAAAUGUGGGCAAAGUCACCCAGCUCCAUCCUAGAGAGCACAGGGCAGGGAGGAGAGAGGAAGGUGACACAGAAGACUGCCUCGGAUCAUUCCAGGUAGCCCAUCAUGGCAGCCACCCCUUUCAUGCUGUGGAGACCCUAUCUAACCCCAACCAUUGGGAAGCUGAUCCUUCCACAGCUGCUGGUGCUGGAGCUGCCCUGCCCACAUGAGGUCUUUAAACCAGUCCCAAGCUGGUGGGGUUGAAAGGCCUCAGUCUGCAGGCUCUUCAUUGAAAUCCUGGCCUCCCUGCUUCUGCUGGCCUUCCCACACUCACCAAUGCCUUCUCAGACAACCUGGCCGGUUCCCAGUGGACCGGGGUGCGAUGGGUCUCUGUACCAAUCUGCAUGCCGUUCAGAGAUGCCAGUCACAGAAUUAUUUAUUCCAGUGUGAUCUGAACUGUCUUGAGAUUUGCUCGAUGUAGACAUUCUACUAAGCUCUCACUUGCUUCCAGGUAAAUUUUAGCACAGAAUAGGAGAGAAGGUGCCUUUUAUCCUGUCUGGCCAUGCCGCGGCCAGAUCUGUCAUUUUGGGACAGAACAUCCUGCUAGGAGCUCCUCCCCAGGCCUGGUUGGGCCCACCCACAGAUACAAGCCAAACAACUCCCUGCUAGUGUCAGAGCACCAGGGCUGUGCGUCAGCCUGAGCGUGCAGACUGGAUGACAGCCUCCAGGAGGUGCCAGGUGGACUGGCAGGAGGGUCAUAACCCAGCUGCAGGGCUGGGGGUGGUUUUCAAACCUGGAGCAAUGGACUCCACUUCAACCCCACACUCCUCUGGGUGGGUUUCCUGGCACUCUGUGCUGCCUCCAUGACAAGCUGCAUGUGGUUAUUGUUAAGAUCGUAGUUCCCAGGUUGCCUUGAUAUCCCUGAACGGCUUGCUCGUUUUUGCAUCUUCUGUGCAUCUUCCAAGCUCAAUUAAAAUGCUUGGUAAGUGAAUAUUUGGGGAACACUGGUGUGAGAAAAAGUAGAGAACGCUGGAGGAGGAGAGAGCAGAGGCAAGGAGACCAGCAGGGAGGCCAUGACCAAAGUCCAGCCCUAAGGACAUGGGGUCAGGACAAUGGAGGCGGAGGUGAGACCAGGGAGGGUGGUGUGCAAACUCAGCAAGAGGUUUUGAGUUCUGCCCAAAUGAGGGAGGGCUCCUUUUUCUGGGCCUGAGUCUUGAAAUAAGUGAAAUGAAAUGAAAGCUUUGCGACACUAAGGUUAAAAAGAGAUCCUUUUGAACCUCCCCUUGUUCCUUUCCACACAAUGCUAAGGAAAUACUAAUGGUUGAUAUUUAUUGGGGUCUUUUCUAACAGGUACCAUUGUAAGUGCUUUACUUGCACUAAAUCAGUCCUCACAACCCUAACAAACUGGCAGAGUUAUUAUCCCCAUUUUACAGAUAAGGAACCAGAGUUGACAGUGUAUAUCAGGGCUGGGAUUCAGGCCAGGCUAGCUCUAGACCUCAGCUCUUAAGCUGCCACUUAGCUCCUGCUGUGACAGACUGAACGGUCCGGUUCGUAAUUCCAACGCUUAAAACUCAUCGUUCAUUGCAAGGGGCAGGAGAGGGGUGAGGUUUGAACAAGCUUCUCUCAGGAGCACAAGCUGAUGAGCGGGAGUACCUGGCACAGGGGCUGACGUGCUAGGUGCUCAGUGGAUCGUUACGUGAUCUGAAAACACUGCACAGCAAAGAGUCUCACGUGGGGUCCGUUAGCCCAGCUCUACCACAGAGGGCAUCUUGGGCAAGUCAACCUCUCCUGAGUAAAUUCUCCUUAUCCAUAAAAUGGGCAUAAUGCAGGUUGUCCUGCCUGCUUCUUUGGGUAGUUGGAUGGAUUAAUUGAAACAAGGUCUUGUACAAACAAUAAAUUUUUUCAUAAACUGUAAA
Messenger RNA from Callorhinus ursinus (northern fur seal), 6221 nucleotides. It is a transcript of the gene ABCF3, whose product is annotated as ATP binding cassette subfamily F member 3. The record is from RefSeq and is a predicted model, not a curated record. Gene Ontology annotation, molecular function: ATP binding; ATP hydrolysis activity. NCBI's taxonomy places the organism in Eukaryota, Metazoa, Chordata, Mammalia, Carnivora, Otariidae.